AUGCGCAGCCUAUUCUUGAAGGCGGCCCUGCUGGUCCUGGCGCCCUCGGGGCCCCGCUCCCAGGUCGUCGGGUUCGGCGGGGUCGUGCUGCCAGGCGCGGGAGGCGACGUCUUUGCCGACUACCCCGAGGUCGCGCCCGACGCCCCGCUUCGAGGCGCGCCCGCCGCGGACGCCUCCGACGGCCGCGGCGCUCGCCUCGCUCCGGCGCCGCUCGCCGGCGCCCGCCUCGCCGGUCCCCGCCUCGCCGCGGCCCCGCCUGCGCUCGCUCCGCCGCGCGCGGAGGCGCCCGCGCUGCUCGAGGCGGGUGCCGCGGAGCCGCCGCGGCUGGCCAUCGCCCAGAGGCGCGCGCAGCAGCGCACCGCCGCGGACGACCCGCUGGCCGCCCGCACGGACCGCGAGGCGGCGGGGCGCGAGCGCGACGCGGCGCGCCUCGCGGGGGCCGCCGCCGCGGCCGAGGCGCGCCGCCUCGCGGAGGAGAACGAGGCCCUGCGCAGCCACCUGGAGCGGUGGCGCCGCCUCGGCGAGCGCGUCGUGGAGCGCGACAGGCGGCUGGAGGAGGCGCUCGCCGGGUCGGGCAUCCUCCGCGGCGCCGCCCCGCCGGCCCGGGCCCGCGAGGCCGCGGCCCCUGCGGCCCCGAGCCCGCCCGCUCUCCUCGGCGUCGACAGGCGCGUCGGGGCGCAGGUGCGGGCCCCCGCGCCGUGGCGCCCCGCCGCCUCCGCGGGCGCUGCGGUCGUGGUGGCGGCGCUGCUCGGGGCGGCCGCCUGGCACAGCUGCGCGCAGGCGCGCCAGAAGCAGGAGACGGAUGCUCGCUUCGUGAUCUCGGGGCUGCGCACCUCGGCGGCGCGCAGCAAGAGCGCGUGGACUCACAGCGCGAGUGCGGCCGCCGCCCGUGAGUCUCCCGGGCUGGUUGCGGGCGCGUUGGCGGCGGCGCAGAACUCCCGCUCCAGAGUCGCGCAGAGCACGAAAGCCUGGAGCAGCGAGCGGGCGAGGGUCGGCGGCGAUGCCGCGCCGAGACGGGCGAACAAGGGGCCAGAGGAGGUGCUCCUGGCGUUCGGCCUCGGGGAGGGCGACCUGGAGCACGUCGGGUCCCUCGGCGGGGCCGCCAGGAAGAACUCUCAGGGCCAUGGGGAUUUCUCCUUGGAUUCUGAGGGCGAGGGAGACGUUUUCAACGUUUCCGCCUGCAUUCAUGUCGCUACACAGCAGUUGACCACCCGGGAUCAGACCGAAAAGGCCUUCCAGAAGCAGGACGCCGUGUUCAUCGGCGCCAAGCGCUUGCUUGGGAAGAAGGCCGGCAAGAAGGCCCUUCGCUACUGGCGCAACGUGGGCCUCGGCUUCAGCACGCCGAAGGAGGCAAAGGAGGGCAAUUUCGUCGACAAGAAGUGCCCAUUCACAGGGAACGUCAGCAUCCGCGGCAAGAUCCUGAAGGGCAUGGCGAUCUCAUGCAAGAUGAAGAGGACGGUCAUUAUCAGGCGCAACUUCCUCCACUACAUCAAGAAGUUCAACCGUUUCGAGAAGCGCCACACCAACCUGGCCGCGCACUGCUCCCCGGCCUUCGACGUGAAGGAGGGCGACAUCCUGACCGUGGGCCAGUGCCGGCCUCUGUGCAAGACGGUCCGCUUCAACGUGCUCAAGGUGGAGAAGAACCAGAUCUUCGGCACCGCCCGCAAGCAGUUCCGGCUCUUCUGA
Molecule: messenger RNA, 1686 nt
Organism: Prorocentrum cordatum
Lineage: Eukaryota; Dinophyceae; Prorocentrales; Prorocentraceae
Source: the annotation of a GenBank genome assembly